UUUGGCCUCUGUAACCACACCGCAGUUUUCCUUACCUCCUCCAUUGACGAUGGAGAGAGCUGUUCUUCUUCGCUCUAUCUCUUCAUGUACUUCACAUGCCUGUAUUCGCACCUUUUCUCGUUCUUCCCAUCGUCUUUCCUCCAACCGCCACCGUCUUAUCCCCAAUAUCCACCGUCGUUCUCCUAUACGCCACCACCUCCGCCGCAUCUCCACCGCACUACCAUCCCGCCUCCACUUCAAUACUCGCUUCUCUCAUAUAUCUCCUAAAGCCAUCGCAACAUCAUCGCCUCAGUUCUCACCUGAUUCUAUUGGUGCUCAUGAUGAUGUUGCUGAGAAGCUUGGAUUUGAGAAGGUCUCCGAGCAGUUUAUCGAUGAGUGUAAGUCGACAGCUGUUUUGUAUAGACAUAAGAAAACUGGUUGCGAAGUAAUGUCUGUAUCAAAUGACGACGAGAACAAGGUCUUUGGUGUAGUUCUCCGGACUCCUCCGAAAGAUUCAACCGGAAUUCCUCACAUAUUGGAACACAGUGUACUAUGUGGUUCAAGAAAGUACCCUCUAAAAGAACCAUUUGUUGAACUACUGAAGGGGAGCUUGCACACUUUUCUAAAUGCAUUCACAUAUCCUGAUAGGACAUGCUAUCCUGUUGCAUCCACAAACACAAAGGAUUUUUAUAACUUGGUUGAUGUGUACCUGGAUGCCGUGUUCUUUCCCAAAUGUGUGGAGGACAUUCAGACUUUCCAACAAGAGGGCUGGCAUUAUGAGCUGAAUGACCCUUCAGAAGAAAUAACUUAUAAAGGUGUUGUAUUCAAUGAGAUGAAAGGUGUUUACUCCCAACCUGAUAACAUAUUAGGCCGGACAUCUCAACAGGCUAUUUUUCCAGACAAUGCUUAUGGUGUUGAUAGUGGAGGUGAUCCCCAAGUUAUACCCAAACUCACGUUUGAAGAGUUCAAGGAUUUUCAUCGCAAGUAUUACCAUCCAAACAAUGCCAGGAUUUGGUUUUAUGGAGAUGAUGAUCCAAAUGAGCGUCUGCGCAUCUUAAGUGAAUAUCUGGAUAUGUUCGAUGCAACUUCAGCUCGUCACGAGUCAAAAAUUGAAACACAGAAACUGUUCUCCAAGCCAGUUAGAGUUGUUGAGAAAUACCCUGCUGCUGAAGGUGGCGAUUUGAAGAAAAACCACAUGGUAUGCCUUAAUUGGUUGCUCUCUGAUGAGCCUCUGGACUUGGAAACUGAGCUUGCCCUCGGAUUUCUUGAUCAUUUAUUGUUGGGAACUCCUGCUUCCCCUCUAAGGAAAAUUUUGCUCGAAAGUUGUUUGGGAGAUGCCAUUGUUGGGGGUGGAAUGGAAGAUGAGCUCCUUCAGCCUCAGUUUAGCAUUGGACUGAAGGGUGUUUCUGAAGAGAACAUUCAAAAAGUUGAAGCUUUAAUCAUGAGCACACUUGAAAAAUUGGCAGAGGAAGGUUUCAACAUGGAGGCUGUAGAGGCUUCCAUGAACACAAUCGAGUUUUCUCUCCGAGAAAAUAACACUGGAUCAUUUCCUCGUGGCCUUGCCUUGAUGCUUCGUUCUGUUGGAAAGUGGAUUUAUGAUAUGGAUCCAUUUGAACCAUUGAAGUACCAGCAACCUCUGGCGGCACUGAAAGCUAGAAUUGAAAAGGAAGGAUCAAAAGCAGUAUUUGCUCCAUUGAUAAGCAAAUUUAUAUUAAAUAAUUCUCAUCGUGUAACCAUUGAGAUGCAGCCUGAUCCAGAGAAAGCUUCUCAAGAUGAAGCAUUAGAGAGAGAAAAUUUAGAGAAAGUUAAAGCAGGUAUGACCGAGGAAGAUCUUGCUGAGUUGGCACGUAUGACACAUGAGCUACGAUUGAAGCAAGAAACUCCUGACCCACCAGAGGCUCUGAAAACUGUUCCAAGCCUCUCUCUGCAAGACAUUCCCAAAAAACCUACUCAAAUCCCCAUCGAGGUUGGAGAUAUCAAUGGGGUUAAAGUAUUGCAGCAUGACCUCUUCACAAAUGAUGUUCUUUACACUGAAAUAGUAUUCGAUAUGAGUUCACUGAAGCAAGAACUUCUUCCUCUGGUUCCACUUUUUUGUCAAUCAUUGCUGGAGAUGGGUACAAAAGACCUAGACUUUGUGCAGCUAAAUCAGUUAAUUGGAAGGAAGACGGGGGGAAUUUCAGUAUACCCUUUAACAUCAUCAAAGYGAGGGUCGGAUGCCCCUGUCAGCCAUAUUAUUGUUAGAGGCAAAGCCAUGUCUGCACGUACUGAAGAUCUUUUUAACCUGGUCAACUGUAUUCUCCAAGAUGUCCAGUUUGCAGAUCAAAAGCGCUUCAAGCAGUUUGUCUCCCAAAGCAAAGCUAGAAUGGAGAAUCGAUUAAGGGGAAGUGGUCAUGGCAUUGCAGCUGCAAGGAUGGAUGCAAAGUUAAACAAUGCAGGGUGGAUCAGUGAACAGAUGGGUGGUGUCAGUUACCUGGAAUUUUUGAAAGAUCUUGAAGAGAAAGUCGAACAAGACUGGAGUGGAAUUUCAUCGUCCCUUGAAGAGAUACGCAAAACCCUGCUCUCAAAGAAUGGUUGCCUUGUGAAUCUCACCUCUGACGGGAAAAACCUUAAAAACUCCGAGAGAUAUGUUGGGAAGUUCCUUGAUUUGCUUCCAAGUACUUCUCCAGUUACAUCAGCUUCUUGGAAUGCACGACUUCCUUCGACGAAUGAAGCAAUCAUAAUACCUACUCAGGUAAAUUAUGUCGGAAAAGCUGCAAAUCUAUAUGGAACUGGUUAUCAACUCAAGGGGAGUGCCUAUGUUAUAUCUAAACACAUAAGUAAUACUUGGUUAUGGGAUCGUGUGCGAGUUAGUGGUGGUGCUUAUGGAGGCUUCUGUGAUUUCGACACUCAUUCAGGAGUAUUCUCAUUUCUAUCUUAUCGGGAUCCUAAUUUGCUGAAGACUCUAGAUGUAUAUGAUGGAACAAGUGAUUUCCUACGUCAAAUGGAAACAGAUGAUGAUACUCUUACAAAGGCAAUCAUUGGGACAAUUGGUGAUGUAGAUUCAUACCAAUUACCCGAUGCCAAAGGAUAUAGCAGCUUAUUGCGAUACUUAUUGGGAAUCACAGAAGAAGAAAGACAAGUAAGACGCGAGGAAAUACUAUCGACAAGCUUGAAGGACUUCCAAGAAUUUGCAAAUGCAAUUGAUGCUAUCAAGGAUCAAGGCGUUGUGGUAGCUGUGGCAUCGCCUGAUGACGUUGAUGCUGCAAACAAGGAACGUUCCAACUUCUUUCAAGUGAAGAAAGCCCUCUAAGAAUUACGAGUGCUGGCAGAUUUUUCAUUCAACUUUUCGUUGCUGGUACAAUUUUCUUGAAAUUUCUAUGACGAAAUUUAUUUAACCAGCAUGACUCAGCUUAAUAGCUUGAAAUCAUGGCAGAGUACUCUUUAUAUCGAACAACAUUAUAGAAAUCACAUUUUUAGAUUAGGACAACGAGAUGGAAACGAUUAGAUGACUGAGACAUGUCCAACUCACACCGUUUCAUUCCAUUUAUAUCAUGUUCUUCUCUGAAACCUCCAUGCACACUUUUUUGUUUACAUAUUUCAUGGUAAAUAUUAUUUCACACAUUUUCAAGCUA
Messenger RNA from Cynara cardunculus var. scolymus (artichoke), 3590 nucleotides. Its product is annotated as presequence protease 1, chloroplastic/mitochondrial-like. Gene Ontology annotation, molecular function: metal ion binding. The transcript has 19 exons. Lineage: Eukaryota; Viridiplantae; Streptophyta; Magnoliopsida; Asterales; Asteraceae. Gene Ontology annotation, cellular component: chloroplast; mitochondrion. Bases 50 to 3268 code for a protein of 1072 amino acids. Gene Ontology annotation, biological process: protein processing. The record is from RefSeq and is a predicted model, not a curated record.